UCCUCACACUGGCUUAGACACUUUAGUCUGAAUUCUGGAACUCUGAACUCUGGAAUUAAACAUCUUUCGUGUAUCUUGUCGCUAUGUUGGUGGCUACAAUCGGCAUGGUCCUGAUCCUUCAGGCCAACUUGAUCGCAAGUCAAGUGAAAGUUUAUACUAUUCAAGGUUAUCCUUUAGUUCUGUCGGAUGGAAAUCUUAUAGGUCAGCAAUCUGGAUUCUUUCCUUGGCAGCGUGACGUUUUUAAGUUUAACAAUUUUUCGGCAAUCGAAAGUAACGAGGGCAUCCAAACCAUUAAUUGGACGGGAAACAGCAGUUUCUCCGUAUCCUCCAACCAGAACUUUUUCGGAUGGCGAAGCAUUCUGCGCAACCUCUUUCGAUUACCACCACGGCAGCCGACUCCCCAGUACACUACCAUUGUAGGCAGAGCCUUCAGCGAUUCUAUCCAGGAGCCAAGUUACUAUGGACAAUAUUCGCCGGUUGUGGAUCCAGUCCUGAUGCCAAAAGCAAAUCGUAAAGUAGUGCGAAGAAAGGUGCCACGUCGCGUCUUCGUGAGAAAUCUAAAGUCUAACCAGGCUCUACUGACCCAUUUUAAAACUGUUAAGGUUCCCAUCUAUGAAGAUGAUUGGCAGUACGCUACUCGAUAUCCUGAACAGCCUGGAACUAAUUACUAAGGAUUGUUUACUGAUUACUUUAUACGAGAAAUAAAUAAAUAUAUUUUCCUUGAAAA
This is a messenger RNA of Drosophila ananassae, 727 nucleotides long. RefSeq lists its product as uncharacterized. NCBI's taxonomy places the organism in Eukaryota, Metazoa, Arthropoda, Insecta, Diptera, Drosophilidae. The transcript has 2 exons. The record is from RefSeq and is a predicted model, not a curated record. Bases 84 to 671 code for a protein of 195 amino acids.